AGCACGAGUGGGAGUAGAAAUAAAAUCAUCCAAAGACACACUUUCUCGCAGAGUGGGACAGAAACUGUUCUCCUCUUUAUUUCACUGAAAGCUAAAUCAGAACUCAAUAGCUUCAUCUCAAAGGAAAAAUAAAGCGGCCCGACCAACCAGCAUAAUGAGUACUGAAGAAUCCAAAAGAAGCAUCACCGGAGGUCUGGUGGCUAAACCCAUCUCAGAUGAUCGGAAAGUCUCUCCAGCUUCAGCUCCCACCGCCAAGAAAAUCAUCAUCAAGAAUGCUGACAUGAAAGAUGACAUGCAGAAAGAGGCCGUCGAUAUUGCCAUCGCUGCAUUCGAGAAGCUCAAUGUAGAGAAGGAUGUAGCUGAGCACAUAAAGAAGGAGUUCGAUAGAAGGCAUGGACCCACUUGGCAUUGCAUCGUUGGUCGGAAUUUUGGUUCAUAUGUGACUCAUGAGACAAACCACUUUAUUUAUUUCUAUUUGGACCAGAAAGCAGUUCUGUUAUUCAAAUCUGGGUGACGAGGAUGGAGACCCAUCACGAAGAUAGGGACAGCCAGUUCAUGAUCAUUAUGCUAUAUAGUUAAUGGUUGCUGUAUGUAUUUAACCAAAUCUUCUGGCAUCCAAAAACUCUAGCCAGAGAUUACUGUGCUCAAGUUGUAUAUUUAAUUUUAUUUGAAAUGGUUUGGAACUUUGGAUUGAUGUCUUUCAA
Messenger RNA from Manihot esculenta (cassava), 704 nucleotides. Its product is annotated as dynein light chain 1, cytoplasmic. The record is from RefSeq and is a predicted model, not a curated record. The transcript has 3 exons. Gene Ontology annotation, biological process: microtubule-based process. Gene Ontology annotation, molecular function: dynein intermediate chain binding; dynein light intermediate chain binding. NCBI's taxonomy places the organism in Eukaryota, Viridiplantae, Streptophyta, Magnoliopsida, Malpighiales, Euphorbiaceae. Gene Ontology annotation, cellular component: dynein complex. Bases 155 to 514 code for a protein of 119 amino acids.